Fusarium tjaetaba is the source of this 909-nucleotide messenger RNA. RefSeq lists its product as uncharacterized. The transcript is spliced from 2 exons. NCBI's taxonomy places the organism in Eukaryota, Fungi, Ascomycota, Sordariomycetes, Hypocreales, Nectriaceae. Bases 1 to 909 code for a protein of 302 amino acids. The record is from RefSeq and is a predicted model, not a curated record.
AUGGAUAUUGAUCCGAACAGCCCCAGCCCAGGCCCAGGCCCACAGUCACAGGCUGACUUCCUCUGGGACUCACUAAUCGAGACAUUUCCCUUCCUAACCGACCAAGCCCACCGCGCACUCAACAUCCAACUAGAAUUCUUCCGCAACAUGAGCACCAGAAACCUCCCUAUUCCCCAAGACGCCAACGCAAAAGAAAAACUCAAAGUAAUCCUCGCUAAAGCGCAAGUCGUCAAUAAAAUCGUGGCAAGCUUGAUUCAUAGCUCUGAACUUCUCAUCGAGCUGAAGGAAAUAGACUAUGACGAGGUCAUCAAUGUGAGGAGAGCGGAAGUCAGCAAUAUGGUUAGUGAGGCUAGCGUUAAUAUCCAGACGGUCAUUGCUAUGCAGACAGAUGAGGUUAGGAUAGGAUUGGGGCAACAGGGGGCGGCGGAAGUCCAGGAACAACAAAGACAUGCAGAACAGGAAGAAAUGUUUAUGCAACAAAGGAACGGGGGGCUUGGCAUGGGAGCUUCAGAAUCUCCUGAAUCACGGAUUCCAUUCCAGGGCUUCGCUAUGCCUCUGUACCACCAGCCGUACCUCAAGGAUACAACCCAGUACCACCUCAUAACCCAAGUCCAGUACACCCUCAGCCUCCAGCUCAUCCCCAGGCUCCCGUCUCAGGCCCGGCACCAGGGUAUGGUCACCUCCCAACACUCAAUCAAGCGCCAGCAUAUCCUCAUCAUCCGGUCCUUGGUCAGGUACCAGGGCAUGGUCAAUUUGCGGCACACACCCAAGCCCCAGCACAUCCUCACAAUCCAGUCCAUCGCCCACUCCCAGCACAUCCCCUCCCCCAAACAGUCCCCUUACAAAGACAAGACAGCGUAUACACCGAUUCAAGCACCACGAGCUCUGACGACUCUGAGAUUCGAAUGA